Molecule: messenger RNA, 1450 nt
Organism: Dermatophagoides farinae (American house dust mite)
Lineage: Eukaryota; Metazoa; Arthropoda; Arachnida; Sarcoptiformes; Pyroglyphidae
Cellular component (GO): nucleolus; chromatin
Molecular function (GO): peptidyl-prolyl cis-trans isomerase activity
Source: RefSeq, a predicted model, not a curated record
AUUUUUCUGAUGAUCGGCAUUGCUUCCAUGCCUGUUUUUUUUUUUUGAUCAUAACCAAUUUUCAAUCUUAACGUUUUUCAUUUCAUCAUAUUCAUCUUUUCUUUAAUUCAUCAUCUUUCUUCUUUUGUUUUAUUAAUUUAAACAUACGACAUUAAAAAUGUUUUGGGGUGUAACAAUUCUUCCUGGACGCCGUUAUUCACAAACGGUUGAAAUGAGUUAUCAUAUCUCGAAAGCUUCAUUAGAGAUUGAUUUGAAAAAACCAGAAACCGAACAACGUGUUCAAGUUAUGAUGGAACAGAAUAAAACAAAAUAUUUGCUUUGUACUUUGGAUUCCAAAAUGACACUUCAAACUGAAUUAGAUUUGAUUUUCACUGAAGGUGAAGAAGUGACAUUCUUUUUAAAUGGUGAAGGAACAGUCCAUUUGACUGGUUAUAUCAUGGAUUUUGAUGACGAUGAUGAUGAAUUCGAUGAUGAAGAAGAAGAUGAAGAGGAAGAUCUCAAGAUCGACAUGGGUAAACGAAAAUUGCUUGAUAAUGAUGUAGCAUUGAAAAAGACCAAGACCACUUCUAAUGGUGUUGAUCAAGCUGAUGAUGAUGAUGACGAAGAAGACGAUGAAGAAGAUGAUGAUGAAUUUGGUGAAGAUGUUUUGGGUAAACUUGAUGCAGAUAUGGAUGAAGAUGAUGAUGAUGACGACGAAGAAGAUGAUGAAGAGGAUGACGAAGAAGAUGAUGAAGAAAUUGUUGCUAAAUUACCAGCAAAAUCUAUCGGAAAUAAAGCUGAAUCUGCCAAAGCUAAUGGACAAAUGAAAAUGUCGCAAACAAAUGCUAAAGGACCGAAUCAACAGAAACAAAAUCAACAGCAGCAACAAAAACCGAAUCAACAACAACAACAACAGAAACCGAAAUUUGGUGGUACACCUAACAAUCAGAAACAAGGUGGACAACAACAAAAAUUUUCCAAUCAAAAACAAAGUGGUGGUGGUGGCAGUGGUAACAAAUUCCAGAAACAACAGAAAGGACCAUGGACACCGGGUAAUCAAAAGACCGAUUGGAAACAAUUAUCAGGAGGAGUGAAAAUAACCGAUAUGCAUGAAGGACAUGGUCCUGUGGUCAAAAAAGGAAAAUAUGUACAUGUAAAAUAUGUUGGCAAAUUACCGGAUAAUAAUAAUAAAGAAUUUGAUCGUUCUGGUGGUGGCAAACCAUUUUCAUUUCGUUUAGGUCAUGGUGAAGUGGUCAAAGGUUUAGAGAUUGGUGUUGAAGGUAUGAAAGUGGGUGGAAAACGUUCAAUAAUGAUACCAUCAAAUAUGGGAUAUGGAAAACGACGAAUGGGACCAAUACCGGCUGAUUCAACAUUGAAUUUUGAAGUAGAACUUGUUGCAGUCACAUAGAGUUGGUUUUUUGUUGUCUUUGAAACGCAAAAAAAAUAACAAAUUCCAUAAUUACCAUUAUUA